This is a messenger RNA of Amphiprion ocellaris (clown anemonefish), 5345 nucleotides long. It is a transcript of the gene dlg2, whose product is annotated as discs, large homolog 2 (Drosophila). Gene Ontology annotation, biological process: chemical synaptic transmission. The transcript has 30 exons. Gene Ontology annotation, molecular function: kinase binding. NCBI's taxonomy places the organism in Eukaryota, Metazoa, Chordata, Actinopteri, Pomacentridae. The record is from RefSeq and is a predicted model, not a curated record. Bases 1350 to 4505 code for a protein of 1051 amino acids. Gene Ontology annotation, cellular component: postsynaptic density membrane; neuron projection; neuromuscular junction.
UGUUGGCGAUGCUGUCAGUACAUAUGGCUAACGCUGCGGUGCGGUACUUGCUCACAGAAUAAAGAGAUGUGGCAGCUCUGUGACAGCGUUAUGCUUUGCCAGGAGAAGUUUCAGAGGAAUGCAUAGCCACCACUUUACGGAAAAUUAAAAUACAAGGAGUCAUUCGGGGGCCAUGCGUUUUCGCCGACAGUUGGCAGGCAGGUAUUUUCCUACAGCCAGGCGUCGCGCUGGGAAAGCAUCAUUUCACUUGGCACAGCCGCUGGCUGCUUAUUUAGCAUGGAUGCUAGCUAACUAGACGCACGUUUGUGUUUGUGAGCAGGCACGGCAACAACACGCAGCGUUAGAGGGGUUUUCUGUUUCAUGAAUUGUGAUUACCCGUCUCAUGGGAGUGCACAGACGUCCCUCCAUAAGUGAAAAUCUCCAGACAGAAACUCUGAAGUGACUGGGAGGUGUUAGCUGACAUUUCCUUAACGAAAAGCGGGGACAGCUUGAUAUAUCUUUUUCAACUCGACAUUAAUGUGGCGUAUUUGAAAUGCUGCAUCCUUAAUCCUGCGUUUUGGCUUGCAGGCACGUAAAGAAACUUUGGGCAUAGCCUGUGAGGCGUGAAGGAUGUGGACCAGCUGCUCUGACAGAGGAUCUACCCAGGACUGUGUCACCUCCCCGGCCGUGUGUGGUUGUGGUCGGAGCAGAGCUGUGAACCCAGGCCGCCCUCCCACCUCCCUGCUCUCCUCACUAUGGGACUCCGAAGAUGCUUCUCUGUCCGACUGAGGACUGAACCGAGCCUCCACUGUACUGCACUGUAAACCUUUCAUGUGUGAGAGGCUGUCUGGGCCAGCAGUGACCAGUCAUGACAAGGCACAUAUACUGUCUGCCAACUCUUCAGUCAGAGGAAGUUUUUUGGAUGUGAACCCAGGCAGAAGUGUUGAACAUCCUCAUGUGCAGAAUGUGUUAAACCGCUGGUUCACAGGUGUUCUCACCUCUAGGACCCUUAACCCGUACAUGAUCAGUAGACGGACAUCUAUGGGAGAUUGUUACAGAGGACCUCAUCUCCACCUCUUGUGGAUUAUUGAGCGUGAUGUCAUCUGGGACAGACACCUGCAACCACAUCAGUCCACUGUGCUCAUAUUUAGUCAGAGGAAUCAGUCUUUUAAUACUUUUGCUUGGUUACCCACACCGGGGCCCGCUGGUGGUCCCUGGAGUCAACUUUGAGAGCCACUAGUUUACAUUGUCUCCUUAGAGUAUUUAGACAAAAGCGAAGUUUACCAAAAAUGUUCCUGUUUCUAUAACGAGAGAGAACUCUCUGGCCAUGCAUUAAAGACCCAACAGGAAGCCGACACAGUCACAGAGCCAUGCCUAUCAGCAAGAAAGACACAGCUCGAGCUUUGGGGCUUCUGGAGGAAUACUGCACUAAACUGAAGAAGCCUGAGGAGCAGCAGCUCAAAACUGCCAUCAACAGAGUGAUGGGGAUUUUUAAAACCAACCUGUUUGAAGCUCUUCUCGAUAUCCAGGAGUUCUAUGAAGUAACGCUGUUAAACACACAGAAGAGCUGUGAGCAAAAGCUGGAGGAGGUCAACCACAUGGCAGACAAGUGGGAAAAGAGCGUGUCUAUACCAAACUCUGCCUGUCCAGUGGAGGAGCAGAGGGAGCAGAACAGCUCAGAACCCAGUGGAGGAGAACAAAGAGAGAGCUUCAGCACCUCCGAGAACAGGCCACCAGCAGUACAGGGGUCGUCCCACAACGGCCAGACCCCACCCUGCAUGAACCCUGCCUUGAUGAACGCUCCCUGGCAAUACCACUACCAAGAAGAUGACUCACCGCAUCUUGACCAGGGAUUCCCGCGGCUCACAAACAAGGUGCGCGCCCCUGAGCUGGUGCACGUGUCUGAGAAGAACCUGUCCGAGAUCGAGAAUGUGCACGGCUACGUGUCCCAUUCCCACAUCUCUCCUCUCAAGCCUGCACUGGUUACCCGUUUUGAUCUUGCAUACCCGGGUGUGACCACAGCAAACUACAUGGCCAGUCCUGCUCCAAUAAUCGUCAACACAGACACUUUGGAAUCAGUUCCUUACGUCAAUGGCACAGAAAUUGAAUAUGAGUUUGAGGAAAUUACACUAGAGCGGGGUAACUCAGGUUUGGGCUUUAGCAUUGCUGGAGGGACAGACAAUCCACACAUUGGUGACGACCCUGGCAUCUUCAUCACCAAGAUCAUCCCUGGAGGAGCUGCAUCAGAGGAUGGACGUCUAAGGGUAAAUGACUGCAUCCUGCGCGUAAAUGAUUCAGACGUGUCUGAAGUCUCUCACAGUAAGGCCGUAGAAGCCCUGAAGGUUGCAGGUUCUAUUGUCCGUUUGUACGUGCGGCGCCGGAGGCCAAUGCUAGAGACCAUCAUUGAGAUUAAGCUCAUAAAAGGACCAAAAGGACUUGGCUUCAGUAUUGCAGGUGGAGUUGGAAACCAGCACAUCCCUGGUGACAACAGCAUAUAUGUUACCAAAAUUAUUGAUGGUGGAGCAGCACAGAAGGAUGGCCAGCUACAAGUUGGAGACAGAUUAUUAAUGGUAAACAACUACAGUCUGGAGGAAGUUUCUCAUGAAGAGGCUGUGGCCAUUUUGAAGAACACGUUGGACAUAGUCUACCUAAAAGUGGGAAAGCCGUCCAGUGUCUACCUAUCAGAUCCCUAUGGGCCUCCUGAUAUCACACACUCUUUCUCUCCUGCCAUGGAAAAUCAUAUCUCUUCCCCUAUCAACAGUGGCAAUCUGGAGUACAAGUCGAGUCUACCCCCUAUCUCCCCCGGGAGUUAUUCCCCCCUUCCUAAGCACUUACUGGGGGAAGAAGAUAUAAACAGGUUGGAUGGUUUUUCCUUCCUACGAAAUCCCUCACUAGAUGAUGGGGAGGGACACAGGUUUGAUUCCCAGCACUUCCAGUUGAGGCCUCCUGAGCCAGUUUACAGCACUGUGAACAAACUAUGUGAAAAAGUGCCCUCCCCCCGACACUAUUCCCCUGUGGAGUUUGACAAAAGCCUCCUCCACUCUGCCCCCCUCCCUAGUUAUCACUUAAGCCUGUUUCCCGACUUGGACUUCACCAGGGAACCCAGGAAGGUCGUGCUCCACAAGGGUUCCACAGGCCUGGGCUUCAACAUCGUGGGGGGAGAAGAUGGUGAGGGCAUUUUUGUCUCCUUCAUCCUGGCUGGAGGCCCCGCUGACCUGAGCGGAGAGCUGAGACGUGGUGACCAGAUCUUAUCGGUUAAUGGCAUUGACCUACGAGGAGCUACGCAUGAACAAGCAGCAGCAGCACUGAAAGGAGCAGGACAGGUGGUCACCAUCUUUGCGCAGUACAGACCAGAAGAACUUGCUCUAUGUUCACCCCAGUGGGCCCUCUCUCCUGCACCAGAAUACGAGCGAUUUGAGGCCAAAAUCCAUGACCUGCGUGAACAGAUGAUGAACCAUAGCAUGAGCUCUGGUUCGGGAUCCCUCCGAACCAAUCAGAAGAGAUCGCUCUAUGUGAGGGUGCUAUUUGACUAUGAGAAGUCAAAGGACAGUGGCCUCCCCAGUCAAGGGCUCAGCUUCAGGUAUGGGGACAUACUCCAUGUCAUCAAUGCCUCAGAUGAUGAAUGGUGGCAGGCCCGCCGUGUUACUCCACAUGGAGACAGUGAGGAAAUCGGUGUCAUCCCAAGCAAGAGACGGGUGGAGAGAAAAGAGCGGGCGCGUCUAAAGACUGUGAAAUUCAAUGCCAAGCCAGGGUCAUUUGAUUCAAAAGGGUCAUUCACUGACAAACGUAAAAAGAAUUUCAUCUUUACACGAAAGUUCCCAUUCUACAAGAACAAAGAUGGUGAACAGGAUGGCAGUGAUUCAGACCGGAGUCAAGAUGACGUGAUUCUCUCAUAUGAACCUGUGAUCCGGCAAGAAAUUAAUUAUGCCAGACCUGUCAUAAUUCUCGGACCGAUGAAGGACAGAAUCAACGACGAUCUGAUAUCAGAGUUCCCAGAGAAGUUUGGAUCAUGUGUGCCACCUGCUAACAGUUCAGGUUACCAAGAUACCACGCGGCCAAAGAGGGACUAUGAGAUGGAUGGACGAGACUAUCACUUUGUGAUGUCCAGAGAGCAAAUGGAGAAGGACAUCCAAGAGCACAAGUUCAUUGAGGCGGGACAGUACAAUGAUAAUCUGUAUGGAACAAGUGUCCAGUCUGUGAAAUAUGUGGCUGAGAGGGGUAAACAUUGCAUUCUGGAUGUAUCUGGAAAUGCCAUCAAAAGACUACAAGUAGCACAACUCUAUCCCAUUGCCAUCUUCAUAAAACCGAAGUCUAUUGAUUCUCUAAUGGACAUGAAUAAGAGACUGACAGAGGACCAAGCCAGGAAGACAUUUGACAGGGCUAUGAAGCUGGAACAAGAAUUUGGUGAAUCUUUCACAGCGUUGGUUCAAGGAGACACCUUAGAGGACAUUUAUAACCACUGCAAACAGGUCAUAGAGGAACAUUCAGGACCUUAUAUCUGGAUCCCCUCGAAGGAGAAACUAUAAUAACUCAUCACCCUAAAAGGAGUCUGGACUGCUAGGAACUAGUAAUAAGCUGUAUCAUAAGGUAACUGUGUGGCGAUAAAUAGUCUUCAUAAAUACUUGUUGUGAAUAUGUUUUUUUUUUAUAUUAUUAUUAUUUUCUCUUUGUUUGGUUAUUGCUUCUUUUUCACUCAACAUGAAUGUUCCUGAAUGUAAACCACAUAAUGUUAGAAAAUUUUAGGUCUUUAAUCAUGAACCGUUUGUAUAUUUGUUGAUUUUUUAAAAAUUAUUUAAACAAAAAGGAAAGGAAAUGUAAUGAAAAUGAAAUAAAAUUGGGGUAUGUGUCCACAUCGUUACUGUGUGGGAUUUCAAACGGGAUGUUGGAACGUAGUCAUAUACAGUGCAGAUGUCUUUGCUUUGCCACAGGAGAAAAGGUACUCCAAGUGUGACGCUUUCACACCCGGUUAAUACUGCAAAUCGCAAAAAAUUCAAAUGUCCGAUGCCCAAAGUUUGUUUCUGGUCUUGCAACUGUGCAUACUCUGGACAUCGCUUUGCUCUGUGUGUGUUUUCAUUGUCAUAUCUUCCUUAAAUGACUGUAUUUAUUUAUGUGACGUGACAACGAGCAUUUGUGAGGAAAAUGGUUUUUCACCCAGGGUCUUUUGUGUUUAAUUUUUUUGUUUUAUUUCAAGAAAGACACUAAUCAUCUAGCCAUUGCAUUGACAAUGAUGAGUAAGGAGACAGAGCUGCUAUAGGCAACAGAAAUGUAACAUUAUAUUUUGCUACUUAAUUGCUAGAGGGCACAAAAGCACACAGUCAUUUAUUAUUGAGAAUAUAACUUUGAUUAAAGGGUCAUUUACAGAGCAUA